Messenger RNA from Mandrillus leucophaeus (drill), 789 nucleotides. RefSeq names its product proteasome (prosome, macropain) assembly chaperone 4 (gene PSMG4). The record is from RefSeq and is a predicted model, not a curated record. Lineage: Eukaryota; Metazoa; Chordata; Mammalia; Primates; Cercopithecidae. Gene Ontology annotation, biological process: proteasome assembly.
AUGUCCUGGGCCCCUCCUCGCCACACGCGCGCUGGGGGACGCGUCUACCUCGUAGCUCUCGUGCCCGCUCCACGCGUUGAGUCCCUAGGCACUGCCGCCAGUCACAGCAGACACAACCCAAGCCGCCCUCACCUCCUUCACCCUGCCACGCUGGGCCAAGCCUGGGACAUUACCGUUUCCCCUCCUCUCCCGCCUCUCCGGCUUUGCGCGUCGCCGCCUGGUUUCCCCUGGUUUCCUGAGGCUGCUUCACAGGGCACUCGCCGGCCCCGAGGAGCCUGCAGGGGCUGGAGCCUGCAGGGGCUGGAGCAGCACGCCGCCUCACAGGCUGAGAUGGGGAGAUUAGGCAUCCUGCCUCUGAGCCAGCUGCUGUGGGGCCCGAGGCACUGGGGCACAGGUGCCCAGACUGACUCCAUCCCCGUGUCUACCUCCCUCCUCGGAGACACUUCCGACACGACCUCUACUGGCCUUGCCCAGCGCCUAGGGCUCAGAGGGAAGACUGGCCUGGCCUGUGAGUGUGGCGUAGAGUGGGGAUUAAGCAAAGGUCAUGAGGUUGAAGGCUCCACGCCUCCCACACCCCAACAUAUUUCCUGUGGGCCAGCCAGGAAGACCAACAAACAGGUGUUUGUCAGCUAUAACCUCCAGAACACAGACAGUAACUUCGCAUUACUUGUAGAAAACAGGAUCAAGGAAGAGAUGGAGGCUUUUCCUGAAAAGUUCUAGCUGAGUGGCAGAAGUGAGAAUUUGUUAACUUAUGUACAAUGUACAUGUAAAUAAAUGGAUUGAAUUUCA